AGAACGACGACGACGACGCGUCAAAGCAGGCGACGAGCACGCACGAGACUUGUCGACUCGAGAGGUGGCGGCGGAGAAGCACGUGUGUGCGGCGCGCACGAGGAACGAACAGAAGCAGAAGUAAGAGAGAGAGUUCUGCCUAGUGAGAGUCUUCGCAGUUGGCGCUGGAGUGAGUGAGUGUGUGGUGAAGAACGGAACAGAAGUAGAGGAAGCCAGAGAGGGUGAAGGAGAGAGUCCUUCCGCGUGUAUCGAGUAGGCAGACUAAUACAGGCGCAAAGGGAAGAUACACAGUCCGUCAAUACACACAGAGAAGAGGAAGAGCAGCAGAGGGUUCCCGUUGCGUUGUGCCGGCGACGCAACAAGAGGAAGAGUUGGUGUGUAGCAGAAGCGUUCAGGGAGUCGACAGGCUCGGGCCGAGUUUCGCUUUUGACAGUGUGUUUUGUGGCGCUGGCCAGGAAGGAAGUGUUGACGACGAAGACGACGAGUGUUGCGAAGCCGAACAGAAGCGUCGACUGUGUGACUGGAAAGCAAGCAAGUGAGCGCGCGAGAGUGUGUUCUACCCGGAGGAGGUCAAGCGCGCGAGCGGAGUACUAGUUUAGUAUACCAUACCGUAUAGCUGUACACACAGGCUUGGACAGAAAGUGAAAAUAGGCCUGUCUGGCCGCGUUACCUCAAGCCUCCUGGCCUCUGCACACCGUUUGCCGACUCUUGGAGUGCGGAUCCAAGUGUGAAGAAAAGAGCCUUUUCGUGAAAAAUUAACGUGACGUUUUGUGUUUACCGCGACGAUUACGGAAGACUCGAGCUGAAUCAAGCCCCAAUGCCAAAGUGUUUUGUGAGAUAGCGAUUUUUGUCGACUUUUUUCGGUUCAGUUUUUUCCUGUGCAACCGUUCUCUAUGUGUGUAACUUUUGUUUUGCUGUGUGGCAAACCUCAAGACGACGUUCUCAGGGAAUCUCCAGCGUAGAGAAAUCGACCGCGUCGAGACUACUGCUAUUGCAGGAAUUUCAAACCCGAAAAACAACUCAGUGAAUGCGCUGCAGUGAGUGAGUGAGUGCAUGGAAUCCAAAAAAAUAAAGGGAGAAAAAAACUCGUUAUAGGGAGUAGAAACUGGGCCAAGUGUACUUGAACUACGAACGGGAAGUUUUUGAUCCUGGUGAAGUACGAGAAGGAGCGAACGAACGACGAGAUGAGCAGGAUGAGUUGCAGCCGAAUUAGUGUUAGAGAAGUGUUGCGAGCAAGUGACUGACAAUAAAACUGUGAAGCAAUUGGUGUUUUUUUUUUUGUGAGAGUGUGUGACUUAAAAACUUAGACUUCCCACCUAUUUUUCAUCAGAGAGCCUCUUCUCUGUGUAUCUUUCUAAAACUUCAAGUGUCCAGCUUUCGGGCGGACCGCAACCAGGUUACGAAAAUAGAUACGUUAACGUUACACCCGUACCAUCCGCUGCUCCUGAUGGCGCCUCGACGAGGAACACUGGGACCGGUGGCACCGCCCUCGACGGCGACCACCACCGGAACAACCCUGGACCUGUUUGGGACUCUCGGUGGCGGAGGUGACUCAGACCAUGGCUUCGAGAGCUCCCUCUCGGCCGAUGGUUCCGGAAGUGAGGGAACCGGUCCCAUCACCUGUAUGACCCGAUGCUGCGUCCCGACCGGGGAUUGCCUCAAAGCAUCCCCGCUCGACUUUGGCGCCAUAAAUCCCGAAGAUCUGCGCGAUUGCAUUCGGGUGAUCUGCAACAAUGACAACUGCACCGCCGGUCAGUUCAUGCACCGCGAGUGCUUCGAGCACUGGGAAGAGGGCGUCCUGAACUACCUCAAAUCGAUUGGUCGGGCUCGGUCCUGGUCGGACAAGCAACGCCAACAGAACCUCUGGACCAAAAAGGGCUACGAUCUGGUCUUCAAGGCCUGCACCUGCAAGUGCGCCCGUGGCCACCUCCGCAAGGACCUCGACUGGAUCCCCCCUACCUCGUCCUCCCUCUUUGCGUCGUCCCGCCUCGACGACGACUCAACCAAGAAGAAGAAAAAGAAGAACCGCCAGAACCAGAAACCCUCGCUGGCCAUCUCCACCAGCCCCGGCUCGGUCUCGAGCAGUUCCUCCAACAGCCCCAACUCCCAGCUCAACCACCACAGCAAUCACCCCCUGCUGAACCCGCUGAAACUCGCGGACCACUUUGCUACCUCACUGAUACUGAACACCACAACCACCCCCACGUCCGGAUCGGCCCGGAACCGCACCAACAGUCUGUCCUCGUCGAGCAACGGGUCGAGCACGCCGCCGGCCAGUUCCACCGGAUGUUCCGGUGGGGCGAGCGACUGCCAGAGCAUCUCGCCGGUGCACACGUCCGGAGGUUGCCUGGGGCUGGGUGGCGUGUCGGUGGCGGCCACGGCCGCGGCCCUGGCCAAGAUGCCACUGACGCCCAAGACCAAGGUGGAGAUCUACUCGGAGCGAGUUAGGGCGACAUCUGGCGCCAACGGAAUCUUUUCCCGCCGACUGGACUUUUCCUCGUUCAACAUGCUGCCCCGGCAACGAGUAAACUCCUAUUCAAUCAAGAUCGAGGACGAGGGCAACCACGGCAACGACGAGACGCGCCUCUUCAUCCUGUCGUCGCUGGCCGCGCAGCACAAGAGCCGGGUCGCGUGCGUCCUGUGCGAGGAACCGAUGCUAGUCUUUGACCGCUACCCGCUAGUCGACGGAACGUUCUUCCUCAGCCCGAAGCAGCACGCCAAGGGUUGCAUCGAGGUGAAAUACGAGAAUCGUGUCCAAUAUCUGACGUCGGUUUGCAUGGCGUGUCUGGACGGUGUCGAGCCGAACCGGGUCGUGCGAUGCAGGUUCUGCGCCCAAAAGUGGGACGGCUCUUCGCUGGUUCUCGGUACGAUGUACUCGUACGACAUCUUCGCCGCGAUGCCCUGCUGCACCGAACGGCUAAAGUGCAACAACUGCUUCAAGUUGCUCCUGCACCCGCACCAGCGGCUCAACUUCUACAGCGACUACAGCCACAGCGUGUCCUGUCCGUACUGCCACGCCCAGGACACGCACUUUGUGAAGCCGCUCGGCUACUGCUACACCAAGCAGCCGAUGCAGCUGUUCCAGCAGUGGCCAUAACAUGAGGCCCCGUUGGAGUCCCCGAAGCCCCUGAAC
Molecule: messenger RNA, 3133 nt
Organism: Culex quinquefasciatus (southern house mosquito)
Lineage: Eukaryota; Metazoa; Arthropoda; Insecta; Diptera; Culicidae
Product: headcase protein
Exons: 6
Coding region: 1448-3097 (549 amino acids)
Source: RefSeq, a predicted model, not a curated record